This is a messenger RNA of Mytilus californianus (California mussel), 381 nucleotides long. Its product is annotated as immunoglobulin domain-containing protein oig-1-like. Gene Ontology annotation, cellular component: neuronal cell body; plasma membrane; axon. The record is from RefSeq and is a predicted model, not a curated record. Gene Ontology annotation, molecular function: axon guidance receptor activity. The transcript is spliced from 3 exons. Gene Ontology annotation, biological process: synapse organization; homophilic cell-cell adhesion. Bases 9 to 275 code for a protein of 88 amino acids. NCBI's taxonomy places the organism in Eukaryota, Metazoa, Mollusca, Bivalvia, Mytilida, Mytilidae.
AUGCAGAGAUGGAAAAUGCAGCUGUGUGCGUUGGUCAUACUGCGUAUUUCCUUUGCGACAUUAAUGGAGACCCAUUGCCUGAUUAUGAGUGGUUUCACGAUGGUAUGACACUAAACAAUACUACGCGUUUUAAUAUGAGACGAAAUUCCAAGUAUUCCAGGUUGAGGAUCAUUAAUACGAAAACGACAGAUAGUGGAGAGUACACAUGUAAGGCUUUCAAUGCAGCUGCAGUUCUAACAACUUCUGGUCGACUUCGUGUCACAACAGAUUGCUGAUGCUAUGAAGGUGAAGAAAGUGAAGUUUUGCUAACUUAAUAAAGAUAAAGAGAUUGUUACUAUGUACACGUGUACUACUUAGAAGACCAAAUUAUAAACCAAAUAG